Molecule: messenger RNA, 487 nt
Organism: Postia placenta MAD-698-R-SB12
Lineage: Eukaryota; Fungi; Basidiomycota; Agaricomycetes; Polyporales; Adustoporiaceae
Exons: 2
Source: RefSeq, a predicted model, not a curated record
GGCGUUACUGGGAGGGGACGCGGAAUCUGCAGAGUCCUGCAUUAUUGCGCACCUGGCUGGCCUGUCUUCCGUACCGCUCAUUGGCAUUGCCUUGACGCUCCCACCGAGCGUAGGGCUCUCGUCUCCCUCUGACAUGCAUCAUCUAGGUACCCAGGUUGCCGCGCAGAUCCCAUCGCUGCUGUACAUUGGCCUCGAGUCACAGGGCGGUAGAUCCCGCUGGACUGAACAUUCAUACACGUGGUACUCUGUACUUCACUCUGAGAAUGCUGACCACCCACAAUUCGCGUUGCUCCCGCCCUGGCAGGGGGACUUCGUCGAGGACGAACUGCUUGGUACACCACGUGACCAGACUAAAAACCUACCGGGAAAGUCGUAAGUAUCUCACCAAUGGGACGCAACUUCGUGCAUUACUGGAAUACGAGCUUUUCAUUUGGCGUCGAUUCACCCAGGUCUCGGUAGCGUAUCACUGUUUCACUGUGUAUAGGUA